AUCCCCUCAUUAAUUUCAUUUAAUUAAUAGUACUUUAUUGCGCAGUUUGCAUAUUUCUCCUAGCUAUGUAGAAACCAGUUAAAAAUAAUGUAUGGAUUUAGCUGCAAUCCUACAGCAUUAGAUUCCCGUUUUAUUUCGACACUUCAAAAGCCAGUCCGUUCCCAUGGCGAUGGAGCUCAACCAAUUAGUUCUAAUCACUGACGCAAGAGACCACUAAAAAACCAUAAUUGAAGUUUGUUGCCUAAGUCAUUUGUUUCAAGCCAAAAAUGAAAAAUACAGCCUGAGGACCUCCGGCCGCCCGUUCGGCAUGUGUCUAUGGAAACUGGCGCAAUUGUUGUUCAAACAUAAACAAAUGCUGCGAGCCGGCAGCUAAGCCAACUAACGGGAAUGCAGGUCGCUGCCGCCGCCGCUACAGCUAGUGUCUGGGCGUUAGUUGUUCGUGCAAACCGGUUGCCCCAAACGCUGAGCAGUCGUCGCUGAGCAUUCUUUGAGUAGAUAGAAAAUUUUUGGUCAUCAAGGCAUCAUUACCGAAUACGUGUUACAGCGCGGCAUCGUCAUGAAGAGAUGCUAUUGUGGCUACAGUGGUGGAAGCAGCAUCUUAAAGCCGACGAGCCACGUCAACAAACUGCAGCAGCGCCAGCCACUGCGCAGCGAUCUCUUAUCGGUGACGUCAUCGUCCAGGCAGAGCGCAUAUCCCACGCAGUUUGUAAAGCGACCCAACCUGAAGAGAGGCGUGGUACCGCUGGGCUUGGGUCACUCCAAGAGCGAGCUCGCGCACAACUUCAGCAGACGCAAUUCGGCAGCAACCACGUUGAGUCAUUGCUCCAGCUGGUGCAGCAGUUGCGGCUGUGCGCCACAGCAAAAGCAGCGCGAGAAUCGCGUCAAGGUACUGAGCUGGGACACCGGAGAUCACCAAGGCAACAGCAGCACUGGUCACAACAACAACAGCAACAAUACCCACUGCGAGUACACCUACAAUCGACGUCUCUAUGAGCAACGCGCCUGCGCCGUUAGCCGCUUGGCAACUGAAGGUCAGGGUCAGGUUCACAGUAGUAUGUCUGCGACUCCCUCGCCAACACCCAACUGCAAAUCGAACGGCAACACUGAGCUGCAGCGCCUGCUACAGCUGCAGCAGUUCCGGCUGCUCAAUGCCAGCGAGUGCUUCAGUGACCAGCGGCAGGAUGAGUUGCGUCUGCAGCAGGCCUAUGACAAGCUGGGCGUGGCCCACAAUGCAAAGCGUGAUAAGAACAAAGCAAAUGAGUGCAGGCAACAGAACAUGAUGGCAACAACAAUAACAACUGCAACGGGUACCACGCCCUAUGCGCUGCGUCAGAAGCUGCUGCAGCUGAGCCUACGCGAGGAGCAGGCCACUGGCCGAGGCUCGGGAGCAAUGUGCGCGCCCUUGGAGAAAAGCUGCGCUCUCAAAUAUAAUCGCGUAGAUUAAAUUAGUAUUACAUAGUAGGAAAAUAUCAGUUGGAGGGCCAAUGGCCUAUCAACUUAUCUGAUAUUGUAGAUAUUUCGAGCUAUUCACGCUCCUAAUUAUGCCAUAAGAAAGCCGUUUAAAGUAUUCCAGAGAGCAGUUCUCAAAUAAUAAUACAUAUAAGCAUUGACAUUAUAUAAUUAAGAGUCUAAUCAAUUAAUUAAAUGCCAUAUUAUUUACCUCAUAUUCACAGCUAAUUCGACUUUCAGUUAAAACUACGUGAUGCCAAUAAUUUUUAUUGCUAUAUGUAUUUCAUUUUUCAUUUUAAUAAAACA
Messenger RNA from Drosophila mojavensis, 1755 nucleotides. RefSeq lists its product as uncharacterized. The coding region runs from base 557 to 1444 and encodes 295 amino acids. The record is from RefSeq and is a predicted model, not a curated record. The transcript has a single exon. Lineage: Eukaryota; Metazoa; Arthropoda; Insecta; Diptera; Drosophilidae.